GUGCAAUUCGACGAUGCCUGGGGCUGGUCGCUGACCUGCAUCCCACGCAUUUGCCAUGUCCGGCCGCCGGAGAAAGCCCAGCGACGCUCCAACGCCGCCUCCACCAGCGCAGUUUCCCACAGACAGCUACUCCCAGUUGUCCCACCAGGCGCCAGCCGCGACUGCUCCAAGCUCAUCCGCGGCGGAGGUCUCGGAGCAGAGGGGACAGCAAAGUCGAGCCGAUGCAGGAGCACAAUCCACAGCCGCUCUGGGCCUCAAAAGGCUGCGAUCGAUCGAUGCGAUCCGCAGUUCAAGCGAUCUGGUCCGGCAGAUGAUCCAGACGGACUUUUGGAGGGAUUUCAAGACCUUUAUUGUCCAGACUCGAGUUUUGGAGACGGGAGUUGGUGUCAUUAUCGGGAGGGCAUUCCAGGACAUGGUUAGGAGCUUCGUGAACGAUGUCAUGGUGCCACCGCUGACGCUGUAUCUGUUUGGCGACAAUAUCAUCAACUUCUUUAUUUUGCUCAAGUUGGGCAAGUCCGGACGCAUCCCUCGGACACUGGACGAGGCACAGACCGACGGAGCUACCACGAUCCGGAUCGGCAAGUUUGUCCGCCAGCUUAUCAACUUCCUGACGGUCGGGAUUGCCGUGUACUGGCUCCUUGGAUCCCUCAAGCGGUUUUUCCAGUGGAAGCUCGAUCUGCAACAGACAAAGCGAUGCACAUUCUGUCAGAUGGAUAUACAUCACAGAGCCGUGAGAUGCCCGCACUGCACAUCGCAUUUGGCUACCGACGAAGCCUUGUCGGAAUCUACACCGAUCACCGUCGAGAAGCCGUAGAUAGCUGACUCUGGGGUGGGGCCAGAGUGAAUUGCAGUCAGUCCAGAAAGAAACGUGAUUGUUCCCCUCUGGCAUCAGCGGCACAUCACUGAAUGGUCAUGGCCAGCGCACGAUGUUUUGAAUCAGGACAUUCACCAAUGCUCAUACGGCCAUUGAUAGAAAAUACGCGCGCUGC
This is a messenger RNA of Polychytrium aggregatum, 989 nucleotides long. RefSeq lists its product as uncharacterized. Bases 56 to 814 code for a protein of 252 amino acids. Lineage: Eukaryota; Fungi; Chytridiomycota; Chytridiomycetes; Polychytriales. The record is from RefSeq and is a predicted model, not a curated record. Gene Ontology annotation, biological process: intracellular water homeostasis; monoatomic ion transport. Gene Ontology annotation, molecular function: mechanosensitive monoatomic ion channel activity. The transcript is spliced from 6 exons.